GUUGUGAACAACCCCUCUUGACCAGCUCUCGAACUUGAACCCUUCCAUGGCUCAAACCGUUCAGAGUGGCUCAAAAAAGCGAAAGUCUCGACCUUCAGGUGCCGACACAUCCAGUCCUGCAAAACGUGGCAAGGCUGCGACUGCACGCAAGAGCACUGGUGGAAAGGCGCCUCGACGUCAGUCCGAUGCUAAUGCUAAUGCACCCCCUACCCGGAAGCAUCGGUUCCGUCCUGGGACUGUAGCACUUCGAGAGAUUCGUAAAUACCAGAAGAGCACCGACCUCCUAAUACGAAAACUACCUUUCUCUCGCCUAGUGCGCGAAAUUGCCGGCGACAUGACAACAGAUAUGAAUGAAAAUUAUGACACCGGAGGGCUGAGAUGGACAAGUUCCGCUCUGCAAGCAUUACAGGAGGCGACCGAGGCCUUUUUGGUUCAUCUUUUCGAAGACGCGAAUCUAUGUGCGAUACACGCGAAGCGAGUCACCAUAAUGCAACGCGACAUCCAGUUGGCACGUCGUAUACGAGGUUCAUGGAGGGCCUGA
Messenger RNA from Marasmius oreades (fairy-ring Marasmius), 541 nucleotides. RefSeq lists its product as uncharacterized. NCBI's taxonomy places the organism in Eukaryota, Fungi, Basidiomycota, Agaricomycetes, Agaricales, Marasmiaceae. Gene Ontology annotation, molecular function: protein heterodimerization activity; DNA binding; structural constituent of chromatin. The transcript has 4 exons. The record is from RefSeq and is a predicted model, not a curated record. Gene Ontology annotation, cellular component: nucleosome. Bases 47 to 541 code for a protein of 164 amino acids.